Molecule: messenger RNA, 576 nt
Organism: Rubroshorea leprosula
Lineage: Eukaryota; Viridiplantae; Streptophyta; Magnoliopsida; Malvales; Dipterocarpaceae
Source: the annotation of a GenBank genome assembly
ACUUUCAUAUAUAAGAACAAAGCUUAGGGAACUAACAUUCAUCAUCAUCAUCACCUUGCACUUUAAUUUUAGUAAGAUGAGGAAAAAAAAAAAAAAAAGGUUGAAACCCCAUAAACAUACGCCAAACAAGAGAUUCAAGAAUCCCAUUAAUCCUAACCACUUUCAUUCUCAUCAAAUCCCAUUAAUUUAUUCCACUUCCUUUCAAAAACAAAAAAGAAAGAAGUUAAGAGAAAGAGAAACGCGUUGCUUCACAGGCAGAGGGCGAGGUCAAUAUGGGCAGAAGAAUCCAUCCAUAUCCGUGCGGGGAAACAGAGCAAGUGGAUGGUAUUGCUGCUGGUGGGUGGCCGGAGAGUUUCGCUGAGCUGCUCGCUCGUCUGCUUGGUAUUGCUGCUGAUGAGUGGCCGGAGAGGUUCGCUGAGCUGCUCGCUCGUGUUUGUGAGCGUUCUGAUGCCCGCCGAGCGCUUGAGGGGAGUCAAACAGCUGGGAGCAGUGGGGACAAGGAAAUCGCGGAGAUGAGGUAAUGGAUGGAGCUGCUGCACGUCUGGCGGGUUUUGCACGAGAAGGCAGGUUGUUCCU